Molecule: messenger RNA, 258 nt
Organism: Nycticebus coucang (slow loris)
Lineage: Eukaryota; Metazoa; Chordata; Mammalia; Primates; Lorisidae
Product: ubiquitin-fold modifier 1-like
Exons: 1
Coding region: 1-258 (85 amino acids)
Biological process (GO): protein K69-linked ufmylation
Cellular component (GO): cytoplasm; nucleus
Source: RefSeq, a predicted model, not a curated record
AUGUCCAAGGGUUCUUUUAAGAUCACACUCAUUUUGGAACCGUGGCUGCCUUACAAAGUACUUAGUGUUCCUGAGAGUACACCUUUUACAGAAGUCUUAAAAUUUGUAGUAGAAGAAUUUAAAGUUCCUGCUGCAACAAGUGCAAUUAUUACCAAUGAUGUAAUAGGAAUAAAUCCUGCACAGAUUGCUGGAAAUGUUUUCCUAAAACAUGGUGCAGAACUGAGUAUUAUUUCUAUAGAUUGUGUUGGAAGUUGUUAA